AUAGCAUUGCUGCACAUCGGUUUGAUACUUUGGGUGGUUCCAUGUUGACUCUCAUGCAGUUCAUGACCUUCGACAGCGUGGCACCGGUCUACACACCUCUGAUAUUUGCGAAGCCAUGGUUGUUCAUCUAUUUCUUGGUUUUCCUCCUGCUUGGUCCUAUUGCCCUCAUGAACAUCAUGAGGGGCCAUCAUGGUGGAGUCCGCCCUCCGCACCGCCAACGAGGACCAGGUUGCAAAGAGGGCAUGGGAUGACAUGAGAAGGAAGAACAUGAUGCCCAAGCUGAGAAAUUUGUUCAUGACUCUGGACACGACUGGUGAUGGAGAAGUGGACCUUGAAGAGAUCCUGAACGCUCCAUCCGACAUCAAGGAGGCCAUGCAGCACAUCGUGGGCUUGAACCAGCUGGAGGAAGUUUUCCAUCUGCUGGACUAUGACGGGAGCGGCACCGUGGACAUUAAUGAAUUUGUGGAGGGGAUUUUGCGGUCGCAAGGAGAGAAGCCCUCGGAGCUCUUCGUGAUCAUGAAGCAGGGCAAGGCCAUCUUACACAGAUUGGGGCAUUUGCGUCCAUCUAGGAGGUCAUCUAUUGAGAUUGGUUGCCAUGGCGAUACUUCUCCGUAACGCGUGGCUUAGCAAGGCUCUUACGAUCACGAAAUAUGUAAGAACAACAUUGGAUAUAGUUGUGUGUGUGUGUUGUUGUAUGCUUUAGUCCUGUGAAUGCACCCGCGAUUGUGCUUAGCUCUGUUUGUUUGCAGUCCUUUGUGCUGGACGGAUUUCAAGCCAGGUGUUUACGACGGAUUUACACAGUGCGCCCUUCGUAUAUAAGUCGCGUGUCCAACAACGCCGUACUGAACAUGGCCGCCGAAAGGCCGCUGAACGAAGCCAUUGCUAAGCGACAAAUGGUUUUCUUAGGGCAGCUCGCGAGGCCACCCUGCAACGACCCUGUGCGAUACUCCGUCCUACAGCCCAGCGGCAUUGAACCGCGAUUGCCGACAGGGCCUCGCAAACGAGGGCGCCCCCGACAGAUGUGGGGCAACAUGGUUCUGAAUAAGUGUUUGAGAAUAGCCGGCGCCCGCCGCCGCUUAGCUGAUUUCCCAGCCGGAGGCCGGUGAAGAAGCGGCGUGGGAGUCGGCGGUGAAAGCAUGGCGCGACUGACCGGUCGCUUGUCCAUUUUGCGUGCUUCCUGCUUGUGCACCUUUUGGUGCUAGCUCUCCCCCUCCCCCUCCUCCUCCUCCUCCUCCUCCUCCUCCUCCUCCUCCUCCUCCUCCUCUUCCUCCUCCUUCUCCUCCUCCUCCUCCUCCUCUUCCUCCUCCUCCUCCUCUUCCUUCUCUGAGUCACCUUAGUGGUACCGGCGCCACGCCUGUUUGACGUUUCACUUUGCUCACGCCGGUGCAAGGCUUACUUGACUUGACCCCUCCGCACGCCUCCCGAAACAUCCGAUCGGGCUGGCAAAUUUCGCGCCAGUACGGCUCGCUGCACGCCGUUUAGGCGAGGCGGUAGCGUGCUCCGCUCAGGCACAGACUAGUGAGAGGGUCUAAGACGUGCGUGUAGAUGCAGGUGAGGAGUACUGCACGUCUCUGGCUUCACAUGUGAUUCCCUUCUAGCUCACUGAGGCAUGUUGUGGUGUUGUGGCACGGCAUGGCCAGUGCGCCCAACCAGUCACUGCUCGUGAACCUUGACGGCUAUCAUCUGGCCGACGGCUCAACUCUGCAUGCCUCACCCCUUGCCUCUCUUUCGAUUUUCCUGGCGGUCGCAGUUCGUCAUAUUUGCAGCGCCCUCUGGUUGCAAGAUGACGGCCACCUAUGCCGACAUCGUUCCUUAGUGCUCGUUCUGCGGCCGCAGUCGUCUCGAAGUUGCUGGCUCUGGAGUUUGUCUCGAGGAUGCUGGCUCUCGAAGCCUUGCCUUCCUUUCCAGAGCACGAGCACGGAGCCACACGCCGUCUUGCGCGUAGGCGGGAAAAGUUUGAAUUCCUGCUAAGCAGGACAAUAGGAGGAUGAGGAG
Messenger RNA from Prorocentrum cordatum, 1995 nucleotides. Lineage: Eukaryota; Dinophyceae; Prorocentrales; Prorocentraceae. The record is from the annotation of a GenBank genome assembly.